AUGAUUACAAACCCAUCUAACUUUAAUCCUUGCUCAGAUAACUCAUUUCAAUCAAGAGAUGAUGUUAUGCGUUCGUUCAAUGAAUCAUUUGAACCAUUGAUUCCUGCAUUUUCCACUGGAGGUGCAAGAGUUCACUUGGAAGAAAGUGGUGCUCAUUUUCCCAUGGCAGCUGCACACUUUGAAGGUUUUGCUAGAGCAUUAUGGGGAAUAGUGCCAUAUGUUGUUGGUGGUGGGGACUUUAAACAUUGGGAUUUAUUUAGAAGAGGGUUCAUUAAUGGUACCAACCCCGAUCAUGAAGAGUACUGGGGAGAAGUUGAGGAUUGCGAUCAAAAAAUGGUUGAAUUAGCUGCUGUUGGAUAUGCUUUGGUAUUUGUUCCACAACAUGUUUGGGAACCUUUGCCUGAGGAGGCCAAAAAAAAUCUUACUUCUUAUCUUCUCAAAGCCAGAAAACGUGAAUUUCGUCGUUGUAAUUGGAAGUUCUUUAGAGUAAUGAUUGACUUAGGUUUAGAUAAUGUUGGAAUUUCUUACGAUAAACAAUUAACCGAAGAUCAUUUGGAAGAAUUAGAUAAAAUGUACAUAGGAGAUGGCUGGUACGGAGAUGGUGAUAAAGCCAGUAUCGAUUAUUAUAAUCCUUUUGCUUUACAUUUAUAUGGAUUGGUUUAUUACAUGGUGAGAAAAGACAUUGAUCCUGAAAGAAGUCAAAGAUUUAAAGAUAGAGCUUUGCACUUUGCAAAGCAAUAUCUUCAUUGGUUUGCUGAUGAUGGUGCUUCUAUUCCUUAUGGUAGAUCCAUGACAUAUAGGUAUGCUGUCAUUUCCUUUUGGGGUAUUUUACCAUUAAUAACGAAGUCGGACGAAGAACCAGUUAUUCCUUGGGGUGUUUUGAAGGGAAUAUAUUUAAGAAACUUGAGAUGGUGGGCAAUGCAACCAGUCUCUAGAUUUAAAAGCAACACCCUUUCAGUCGGGUUUGCUUAUCCUAACCAGUUUAUGUGUGAAGCAUACAAUUCUCCUCAAUCACCAUACUGGUCAUUUAAGGCAUAUAUCGCGUUAAUGGUCCCUGAAAAUCAUCCUUUUUGGACAGCUAAAGAGGAGCCAUUAGUUUUGGAAGAUGCUACAUUAAAAGUCCCUGGUAUGCUUGUUUCGCAUACUAAAGGUAAUACUGUAGCAUUAAUAAGUGGUCCAUAUAAAACAUUCAAUUUGAGAUAUCAAGCUGAAAAGUACAACAAGUUUGCUUACAGUACAAGAUAUGGUUUCUGUAUUGAAAAUAAUCCUAGAGGAUUUAAAUUAGCCACUCUUGAUAAUAUGAUCGGUUUUAGUUUUUCUGGAAAUGACUUCUUUGUCAGACAAACAAACAAGUCUUGGAUUAAUGAUAACGUUUUGUAUUCAGAAUGGUCGCCUGUAAAGGGAAUCAAUGUUAAAACAUGGCUUAUUCAAAAAGGCAAAUAUCAUAUUAGAGUGCACCAUGUCGAAAACAAAACUUCUGAGAAGGUUGAUUCGAUUGAAGGUGGUUUUGCCGUAUCUUCAAUGAAUGAGAAAGGUCUUAAUACUGCUACACAUCCUGGAUCGAAAGCUUUGGGAGAAGUUACAACUAAUGAAGACAAUACUUUAAUCGUGAACUUAUUGCAAGACAGAAAAGCAAGGGUUACUGAACCAGAUCCAAAUACCAGUUUAAUGGCAUCAAAGGUUAUGUUGCCACAAUUGACAGGCUCAAUUGAAGCUAACUCAACAGCUAAGUUUGCAUGUGCUGUAUACGGUCAACCAGCUUCUGAGCCUUUCUCUAAAGAAAAAUGGUUGCAAAGUUUGAGUCUUCCAAGCGAAAGUGAAUUGAAUGACUUCGUAUCCAAGGCAGAAAGAGUCACAUGUAACGAUGUAUAG
Debaryomyces tyrocola is the source of this 1872-nucleotide messenger RNA. The record is from the annotation of a GenBank genome assembly. Lineage: Eukaryota; Fungi; Ascomycota; Pichiomycetes; Serinales; Debaryomycetaceae.